CAGUGACGACUACAAACAAGCCUGAUCUAAAAUAUGUUACAUUAUUUCUCCUCUAAUGUCCAUAACAUAUUGUUUACUUCUAUUUAAAAAGACAGUAACAGAUGACUGCCUUCAUGUCUCUACUUACAGUGUUUGCAGUCAUGCAUCUUGUCUCACAGACGAUCUUUGUUGGGUAUAUUUCCCGGCAGCAGACUCUUCAAGUGUUGGAGGAGGAGGAAGAAGGGACUUGUCGACGAAGAUCUCGUAAAUAUGGAGAGUGGCAGAUCGGAUCCAAGUGAAGGAGUAGAUCAAACUUGUAUUUUCUGCUUGAUAGCCAACGACCUAGACAAAGAAACAGAAAUCCUUAAAAAGGACAAGGAGCUGAUGUGUUUCAGAGACAUUUACCCUGCUGCUCCGCACCAUUACCUGGUGAUACCCAUCCAGCACAUAGAAAGCUGCCACUCUCUGCACGGGGGACACAUCGGCCUCAUUCAACGGAUGGCUGAGAUGGGAAAAGCUGUGCUACGUGAACAAGGGGUCACUAAUAUGAAGGAUAUAAGGCUGGGCUUCCACCAACCUCCCUACACUUCAGUCGAUCACCUCCACCUCCAUGUGCUCGCCCCCAGCAGCCAAAUCUCACAAUACAUGGAGUAUAAAUUCAUCCCACGGUCGUACCGUUUUUUAUCGGACAAAUAUAUACUCGAUUAUCUAAACAAGUUACCUCCUCCAGUCCAAUUUUCAGACGGCUCUGUAUUGUCUCUGUGAGCCAGCAGCUCCCAAACUGGUAUUUUGGAUUAUUGCACAGCUCAGAGGAGUCAUUGAGCCACAUGGAGAAGAUGCUUUUGAAAAGCAACACUCAGAUUGUGAUGUUCACUACAGCGAUAACAACAAACUGACCUCUGAAAAGAUGAGAACGAUUAAAGAAGAUUAUCUGGAAAUAGAAUCAGUAAAUGAAAUUAACUGUAGCCUGCACAUGUUGUUUC
Messenger RNA from Larimichthys crocea (large yellow croaker), 962 nucleotides. Its product is annotated as histidine triad nucleotide-binding protein 3. The record is from RefSeq and is a predicted model, not a curated record. Bases 250 to 744 code for a protein of 164 amino acids. Lineage: Eukaryota; Metazoa; Chordata; Actinopteri; Sciaenidae. Gene Ontology annotation, molecular function: catalytic activity. The transcript has 5 exons.